AUGACAACCCCGGAAGCCAAGAAGUUGCUCCUCGACAUCUACUUUGUGGAUCAAGCCACAAAGGCUGCUGAACUCGAGAAAAUCGUCUCAGUGCCGGAAAUCGAGAAGGAGAAAACCUUGUCCGAGGUCCGCGACCAUUUGCGGACGAACAAGGCCCUGACUCUUCGCGAGAAGACAUGUAAAUUCUGCACCACUUCUUGUGCUGAGCUCAAAGAUACACUUUCUUUCUCGGACUAUAUUGACCUGGUCGCUAACAAGGACAAGGAGCCCGGUGUUAACAAAGAUCAGCAGCUAGAUGUCUUGGAACAUCCCAAGAAUGGGAAAGAAAAUAUCAGGAUCUAUCUCCGGUCGCGUAAACGCUUCACCGAGAUGGAUGAAGGCACAAAGGAGUUUCUCAAGCAGAAGUUUGAUUUUGAAUUAAAGAAAGCCGAACUCCUGCCUGAUAACGCGCGUGAAUCACUCAAGGGAUCCUAUAGUCAUCGAGACUUUAUGGCCGAGGUUGGAAACGGAAACAUCAUUCACCCAGUUGAUAUGUCUGAGGAGCAGUGGCAUGCUGUGACCGAGACAAACGCUCUUCUACAUGGCAACACUAUCUGGAGAGCAACAAUCGAGUCUCCGGCGAGCGUAGAACGGGCCAUUUAUCCUACCUUCCGACUCAAGCAGCGCGCCAUCGAGUAUUAUUUCGAUGAUAAAGACAACAAGAAUGAACCCGUCGAGAAUGCUGGGACAAUGUCGGCUACAGAGACAACAGAAAUGCUCCGGAUACCUCGGUUCAUUGUCACGGACGACUCCUACGUCGACGUCUCCGAGCAUAAAUCCUCCGUGGCGUCGGCUAUAGCUUCCAGCUCCUUGUCCAAGAGUUCAUCCGAAGUUGCUAUCGGAGGGGGUGCCUACGGAUAUAGUUUAGGCGUCUCUGGAGGGCACGAAUACGAAACCAGCGAACGCAGCCAGCAAAGAAACCAGACGGAGACCAACCAUAUGGUCGUUACAUACAACUUUCCGCGUGUCAUUGUUAGCCUCGACAAAGACAGUCUCGAGCUUACCGAAGAAUGCAGGGAACAUCUCAGGAAGAUCAAUUCGAGAGAGGACGCUGGAAGCUUUAAGAGGAAAUUUGGUUCCUUCUUUUCCACCAAGGUCCAGCUUGGAGGCCGACUGCACUCCACGCAAGAGUCUGCUGCCGUGACGGGCAGCAACAUCGGAGAAAAGACAAAGAGGUUGAAAAUCUCGGCCGGUAUAUCCUUCGCCGGGCCCGGUGUUCAGGCGACCCUCAAAGGUGGCUAUGGGAGUGAUACUAAUAAAAGAAACGAGACAUCUUCCGCUGCGUUUGAUAGCCAGAUGACGUGGGAUGCCAAAGGAGGUGACACUCUCCUCUGCAAUAAGUACUGCCCAGCUUCCAGUUUCCGCGAUCCAACAUAUGCUGACAAUGAGACGCAGUCCCCCCGCAUGGUGCAAGACUGUUUCAUCCAAGAUAACCUUGUGUCUAUUACUGACAUGAUCUGUGAUGUUGAGAAGGAUGUUGGUGAGAAGCUUAAGAGGUUUGAAGGGAAGCCAGUCAAUUCCAAGGUCGAUAUCUGCUUCUUGCACAAGCCGAGUGGAAAGUAUCUCGGAUUCAACACAGAGGAGGAUCCUCUGCCGCCCAUCUUGCUUAAAGACUUCAAUAAGAGAGGGUUUACGCCUGACGCAUAUCCACACGUCACAGAGAGAGGGCCAAGGAAGACAGUAUCUUUGAGUAAGUCGAAAGAUGGAAAUGCACAAGUAUUUUCGCUGCAUGGGACCAUGAUAAACGAUGUCAAGCAACGCGCUAGGGUUAUGGCGGAUUAUGCGUACACCGCUUGGAACGCUGACAUUGACAACUACACGGGCUGCGUUCCUAGGCAGGCGUAUUUCCCAUACAGGAGAACGCAACUGCAAGAAAUCCCUACAAAGAAGAUUGAGACGCCUGUCACAUUCCAUUUCAGAGCUGUCAAUUCUCAGACAGAGGACGGUCUUCCCCAGGGGACCGAAGUCGUAAUCGACGUGUACGCAGGCAGUGUGUUGCUUGGCGAGGUACGAGGUGCAGAGGGAGAAGAGGGAGCCGUGGUGGUUGAUCGGGGGGCGAAGGACGGUAGCCUGUUCCGGAAGGAUACAGAUAUUGUGUCUACGGAACCGUUGGUCUUCACUCUGCGAUACCAGCCGUAUCACUUGAACUCGAAAAUAGACUUUGUACCGUAUCUAACGACUCAAAAGAAGAAACCGGCGGCGCAGCUGUGA
Messenger RNA from Paecilomyces variotii, 2250 nucleotides. RefSeq lists its product as hypothetical. The transcript is spliced from 12 exons. Lineage: Eukaryota; Fungi; Ascomycota; Eurotiomycetes; Eurotiales; Thermoascaceae. The record is from RefSeq and is a predicted model, not a curated record. Bases 1 to 2250 code for a protein of 749 amino acids.